Messenger RNA from Hansenula ciferrii, 588 nucleotides. RefSeq names its product kinetochore-associated Ndc80 complex subunit SPC24 (gene SPC24). Bases 1 to 588 code for a protein of 195 amino acids. The transcript has a single exon. The record is from RefSeq and is a predicted model, not a curated record. Lineage: Eukaryota; Fungi; Ascomycota; Saccharomycetes; Phaffomycetales; Wickerhamomycetaceae.
AUGUUACACUUAGCACCAGCUGAACUCAUCAGAGACACAAUAGAAGGUUUCAACAUAGAUACAGAUCUUGAUACUAUUGAUAGAAUAAAUGAAAAUUUAAAUAUAUUAAUAAAUGAACGUGAAGAAAUUUUAAAAAUUGAACAAAAUCAAUUAAAACUUCUAAGUGAUCAAUUAAAUCAAAAUUCUUUAAAUUUAAAUUCUUUAGAAAAUUCAAAUAAUAGAUUAGAAAUUAAAUCUUCAAUAAAACAAAAUCAAUCAAAAGAAUUAUCAAUAAAUAAAAAUUUAAGAGAAUUAACAACUCAAAAACAAGAUUUAUCAACUUCACUAAGUUUAUUAUUAGAUGAAUUUAAUGAAUUAAAUAUCAAGAUUAAUAAUUUAGAAAAUUUAAAAAAAAUUGAUGAAUUAGAUGAAAUGGAUAAAAAUACAUUAAAAUUAUCAAUUUAUGAAAAAUUUGGUAUAAAAACAAAUGAAAAAUCUGAAUUAAUUAUUUAUAAUAAAGAAAAAAAUUUUAAUGAUUAUUUAAAUUUUGGUGAUGAAAAAUUAAGUGAUUUUUUUAUAUCAAAUUAUAUUUGGGAUAAAAUUGAAUAA